This is a messenger RNA of Trichoderma aggressivum f. europaeum, 918 nucleotides long. RefSeq lists its product as uncharacterized. Gene Ontology annotation, biological process: nucleoside metabolic process. Gene Ontology annotation, molecular function: catalytic activity. Bases 1 to 918 code for a protein of 305 amino acids. Lineage: Eukaryota; Fungi; Ascomycota; Sordariomycetes; Hypocreales; Hypocreaceae. The transcript has a single exon. The record is from RefSeq and is a predicted model, not a curated record.
AUGUCGUCCCGAGAGAGUUUCAACAUAGGCUGGGUUUGCGCUCUCCAAGAGGAAUAUGAGGCCGCAUGUGCUAUGCUAGACGAAGAGAUCGAAGGCCCAAAAUAUCAAGAGCCAGGCGAUAACAACACAUACUGCUUUGGUCGCAUCGGCGGGCACCGUAUUGUUAUCGGAUCCCUUCCUUCAGGUCGCUACGGCGUCACGGCGGCUGCUCGUGUUGCGACGGACAUGACACGUACUUUUUACAAGUUACGACUUGUCUUAAUGGUUGGCAUAGCAGGGGGUGCCCCUACUUCAGAACAGGACAUCCGUCUCGGCGAUGUUGUCGUCAGUGUGCCUUAUAAGAACAUUGGGGGAGUUGUCCAGUUCGAUAUGGGGAAACAAAUUGAUGGCAGAUUUCAACGAACUGGCCAUCUGAAUUCUCCUCCGGCCCAAAUACUCAACAUCCUUCCAGAAAUUAAGCGAAGACAUCAAUUUCCUGACCAAUAUGGAGGCGUGGAUGAACAUCUGAAGAGAUUCAACAACGACCCUCGCUUCCACCGACCUGAUGUAGAUCGGUUAUUCCGCUCUGAUAGCAAACACACAGGUGGAAAAUCUUGUGCAGGAUGCGACUUGAGCGAGCUCGUUGCGCGUCCGCCUCGCACAUCGUCCAGAGCCAUUGAUGUCUUUUAUGGCACAAUCGCAUCCUCCAACACGCUCAUGAAAGACGCUAGAGCAAGGGACUCUUACGCUCAUGACCCGGAGCUGAAAGUACUCUGCUUCGAGAUGGAAGCUGCGGGCCUUAUGAAUGACUCCCCCUGUCUUGUGAUCCGGGGCAUUUGCGACUAUUGCGACUUGCACAAGAAUGAUGAGUGGCAUUAUUAUGCAGCAGCAACAGCAGCAGCAUAUGCUCGAGAACUCCUUUCCGUAAUUGAGCUUUGA